Molecule: messenger RNA, 1417 nt
Organism: Cuculus canorus (common cuckoo)
Lineage: Eukaryota; Metazoa; Chordata; Aves; Cuculiformes; Cuculidae
Gene: HDGF
Product: heparin binding growth factor
Exons: 6
Coding region: 296-1141 (281 amino acids)
Biological process (GO): regulation of transcription by RNA polymerase II
Cellular component (GO): nucleus
Molecular function (GO): double-stranded DNA binding; transcription coregulator activity
Source: RefSeq, a predicted model, not a curated record
CAGCCCAUGACCUGCGUUAGUUCCUGGCUGUUGGAAAAUGAAGCUACACGCUAUUCCCAGCUCCGGGCAUGAAACUGGGAGAAACCCUUAGCAAGGUUGGCCCUUGAGAAUUGUGUUUGGGAUGGAUCAGUGAUGUGCUGGAAGAAAAGGGGGGACAAAAACCCCAUGUGGUAGCCCUGCUGUUGGUAUCCCGGCUCCAUGCCGGCCUGGCCAGCUGGGGAAACUGAGGCUCGGUGAUCCAGAGGGAGGCAGUGACUUGGCAAAGGUCAUGCCGUGAGUCAGCAGCACGUUGGGAAUGGGACCCAACACCACGGCUGCCGGCACUGGCACUCGCCCCGAGACCCCCACCCGCAUCCUCCUCGGCUCCUUGGAGGCUUCCUCCAGGAAUUUAUGGCUGCUCUGCCUGGAGCUGAGGGGGAUGUUAUUUUUAGAUGCUAUAAAAAGCAGCCGGAGUCGCUUUCGCUCUAUUCCCACUUGGCGCCUCGGGAAUAUUCAUGCUCGGCGAAGCGGCACCUGCCAGCGAGGUCCAGGCACCGGCUGCUCACGGACCCUCAUGAUUGACGAGAUGCCAGAAGCUGCAGUAAAAUCCCCCUCCAAUAAAUACCAAGUCUUCUUCUUCGGGACCCACGAAACGGCAUUCCUGGGGCCCAAAGACCUCUUCCCCUAUGAGGAAUGCAAGGAGAAGUUCGGGAAACCAAACAAACGGAAAGGAUUCAGCGAAGGUUUGUGGGAGAUUGAGAACAACCCCACUGUCAAAGCCUCCGGCUACCAGCCCACCCAGAAGAAGACCUGUCCUGGGGACACCGAACCAGAGCGGGAGCCGGAGGGUGAUGGGGAGAAGAAGGGCAACGCAGAGGGCAGCAGCGACGAGGAGGGGAAGCUGGUGAUCGACGAGCAGUCCAAGGAGAAGAACGAGAAAGCUGGGAUCAAGAGGAAAGCGGAAGACGCUUUGGAGGACUCCCCCAAACACAUCAAGGAAGCCGAGGGGCAGGAAGGGGAGAAGAAAGUAGACAACGAAGAAGCCCCCAAGGAGGAGCUGAAACCCAACCCGGCGGAAGGAGAGAAGAACAGUGAUGCCGCCGGCGUGCCGGACACCAACGAAGCCAAGCAGGAGGUCAGAGACCACAAGGAGAGCCUGUAGCGGCCUCUCCGGUGAGCUGAUCUUCCCAUCUGCCCCUUCCCCGUUGGGCUCCCUGGGUGCUGUCGCCCUGUCUCGCCCUCGUCGGCUCAGUCGCAUCCGUGGCUCCGGACAAGAGAAACAAACAGAAAAUUUAAUUUCAAAACAAAAAACAAAAAAAAAAAAAGAAAACAUAAAGAGAAGAGAAAGAAAAAAUGAAGAGAAACCCCGGUUACGUGAACCGCAUCUCCCGCCCUGCCGCCGCGGGCGCAUGCUUUGUAUUAGUGAUUUCUAGGGGGC